AUCGUUAUAGAAGCAAUCAAGCUAUAAAUUCCAUAAUUCGUAGUCAUUAUGAUGCAACUGAUGCACAUCUGGACGACAAACGUGAUCUCGUAGAUCGGUGAAUCUUCGAUGACGAAGAAAACAUAAUCACUCAAGUAAGGCAAAGGCUCAAUACAAUCCAUUCAGGAGGGCACGACAGUACGACGACAAUGUUCAUCGCCAAGUGGUGGACCGCGGCGCCAAUUCGACGUGAUUUCGUCGAUCUUCUGAUUAUGGAUCUAACGUAAGCUCUGAGUCAGAGCUUUGGAAAAACAUGAAAUUUCUUGUAACUCCUCUUGAGCUGCAUAAUCAAGCACUGAUUGGACAAAGAAUGCAACAUAUCGUUCACACUCUUCGAUAAGACUCUCUUUUUUCACAUUAUUGCGGAGUAUGAUAGCCACCGAUGAUUAGUAUUGUCGAACGGAAUUCGAGUACUGAUUGCGGUAAAAGCAUCGUUACGGUAGCUGUUAGUUCAAGUUAAAGGCUCGCAGGGAUACCAUGGAGAACGACACCCGCAGCAAAGAUUCCCAAAGCUCAAUGUGGUCUGUGCAAAAAGGUACGACCACGAUGUUCAUCGCCGAAGUGCUGGGCACUGCGAUACUUCUGUUCAUUGGUUGCAUGGGUUCUUUAGGGACGAUGGGACCGAUAUUGCCACCGCCAUUACAGACAUCUAUGGCAUUCGGUAUGACUGUCAACCUUUUGAUUAUGAUGUUAGGACAUAUAAGCGGUGCGCAUUUAAAUCCCGCUGUCACCAUAGGGGCAGUUAUUCUUGGAAUUAAAACCAUUCCAACGGGUAUUCUCUAUGCAAUAGCACAAUUCAUUGGAGCUACUAUCGGAUAUGGAUUACUAAUGACAAUAACUCCGCCCGAGUUGUUCAAUGAUGGAUAUUCUAAUUCAUCGGUGGGCCAUUGUGUAACUGUCGUUCAUCCUGGAAUCAACACCACGCAAGCCAUUUUAAUCGAAAUUCUUUGUACGUCGUUCAUACUUUGCGCAGCGUGCGCUACUUGGGACCCAAGGUGCGCUCAUACAACAGAUUCCACGGCGAUCCGAUUUGGGUUCUCUGUUGUUGGCAUUUCACUCGCGGCGAGUCCUUACACUGGUUGUAGUAUGAAUCCUGCGCGUACUUUUGGCCCAGCGUUUUGGAAUGGGAAUUGGACGGAUCAAUGGAUUUACUGGUUCGGACCGACUGCAGGUGCUUUCCUUGGAACAUAUACAUAUGUGUAUCUGUUUGCGGAGAAAAAAGCGGACGUACAGGACCUACAAGAUCAUCUUAGGUAUAUAGAAAUGAAGUCGAUUAAAGCAUCGUUGCAAGAUAUACAUGCCAAAGAAGAAAAAAAUUUUAAGGAAGAAAAUCUCGUAUUAGUAAAGGGCGAGGAAGCUGCUUGAUAACCGUUAAGGUACGAUUAUUCAUUAUCGACCGUUAGCAACAGUAUUCCAUAAUAUCUAAAGUAGUUCAAUGACGCCACCACGGGUGUCGCUGCACGUUAAAGUAUAGCGUGCACUGUAUUUCCAUCAAUGUAUAUUGCAUUUAUCUCGUAUAUAUUUAUCUCAUCUUGUAUUAUUUCAACAAAAUUGACAUCACUUACUUACUAUGUAACAGUGUAAGUGUGAUUUAUAGAUUAAUUAUUUUAUGGUUAUGUAGUUGUAGGAUGUAUAAAUAAUGUAACGAUUUCUUUAAUUCAAAUUAUUUAAUAUUGCCGGAUGAUAUGAGAGUAACUUGUACUAAGUGAUGCAACAAUUCUCAAUAUGUCUAAUUUAAAAAUUCACAUAUUUAUAUACAAAAAAUAUAUUUAAGUUCAUUAAAAAAUCGAAAUGAGACGUAAUUUCUUCUAAGUAGGUACAUACAGUAUUUAGAGUGUCAGAGUAUCUUCCAAGUAUUUUUUAAUCAUACAGUUCAUACGAUUUCUAUUUAAAGCUAUUCUAUUUUCUCAAGGUGCUCAGCAUUUUCCUCAAUGAUCUGCUUUAAUGAACCAAUCUAAUCAAUGUAUGUACACACUAGACAAAUAACUACUUUAAGAAAGUAGUCAAGUGACGACGUGGAAAGGUUUAUUUCUGACAUGAAAAUUCUGCGCAGAUUCAUGUUCCACAAAUACGUCGUCACAAUUUGAAUCAAUAGGGCGGCUCUAGAAUUUUAAGCUCCAAUCACACUUGUGUUCUACGUCUUGGGGGUUAAAUUACUUACGGUGUAACAAAACACCUGCUUGCCAGUUGUGUAUUUUAUUUUCAAUUCACAAAUUGCAUUUGCAGUAUCUGAAGUUAUAAAAUUUCUUAGAAUUGGAAGCAUCAUUACCUUUUUAUUAUUUUAUUAAAGUAAAGUUGACGUGCAACGUGUCCCUGUAACCAUUUUAUCUAUGUAUAAUGAAUAUCAUACCAGUCUAGACGAAAAUGGAAACGUAAUGGAAACAAAUGUUUGUUUUUUCCGAGUUGCGCUUUAUUAUGUAAAGAUCAAUACGUGAAACGAGGUGACAAUCAUUGGGUAUAAACCUAUUAUUAGUUCUUCCACACAACGUCUUAAUACUUUUUUUCAUAAAAUAUACCGUCAGGAGCACCACUAAAUAACCACCAGUUAUAAACAUCCAAUUAUUUCACCAGAUUGAGGUGCCGUAUUAAUGAACGAAUCGAUUAUUUAAACAGUUAAUUUUUACUUUAAAGCUCUUUGACAAUAAAUUUUAUCAACGACUUGUUUUUAUGUGCAUCGCCACCCUAUAUGUAAACGGUAUCGGAUUUCUAACCGCAACAUGUUGUAAAAACAAAGAGGAAACACAAAACAGGGAGAUAGUUCUCAGGUUAUAGUAGCCGCAGCGGAAUAUGUAUUAAUCGUGUAAUGUAUAAUUUGGUCUAACUGUGCGUAUCUACGUAAGCUGUAAUUAAGGAAAUCUCCCAUAUAUUUCGACAUAGCUUUACGCGUAAUAUAUUUCCGAACAGUUCGUGAGAAUUUUACUUUUCCGAGAUCAGGGCUAAUUGCGCAUUUAAACGUUGUUCUACUCGUUCAAAAGGAACGACCCAAGAGUAUGUGAUCAAAAGCACAUCAUUACAAGUACUCUGGUACAUUUAUUAUAUACAUAUAGAUGGACGUUUCUCUCUUUUUCUAUUUUUCUAUACACACGCGUGCGCGUGAUACACACACACACACACACAUAUGUGAGUUUUAUUCUAUAUAUAUAGAAUAAAAUUCAACCGCUGCAACUAUCGAUUACCCGCUGCAUCCAUCCAUGGAACGUUCUGGAGACUGAGACUGGAGCAUUUGAAACACGUUGUUUCUGUUUUCAAUUGAUUCAUUUCUUCUAUUGUUAAUAAUAUUAUUUGUUUCUAUGAGAAUAAAAUCCAAAAUCUCAAUGACAGAAACCAAAUUUUUCUCCUUCUUGAUAAGCACGAUGUUAUAUAACAAAAUUGAAUCCCCAUAAUAUUUUCAAUCCUCAUUAUCGUUGCUAAUAUCAUGUAUAUGUGUAGUUGACGCGACGUUAAAACGUAUUAAAAGGUGAACUCGGUCGAUAAGAAGAUGGCCGCUAUUGCGUGCGACGCAACGGUUGAUAAAACAACGUUUGAAUGUUGAACAUCCAUAAUCAGCAAGGCGCACGAACACCACGGACGUGACAAUGCAUUAAGCCAUGCGAAGAUCAGUAUCGUUAACUAUAUGCUAGUUUUUAAAUAUAUCCGACGACUCAGCGGUUGCAUAGACAACGAUAUUAAAUUUAUAGUAUUCCAUACGAGUAUCGUCCGACUAUAUUAUACACACAUAUACAUGCGUAUAUGUAUAUAUCGAGUUGUUAAGCAGCUACAAAACCGUAUCAUUCCAGAAUGUUACGCAUUCGUGCACCUGAGAGAGCAAUGAAAACAUUAGGAGACACGCGGUCUGCAUCCAGCUGGAUACAUAUGUCGAUAGACAUAUUCCGGUUCUGUUCUUGCCCCUCCCGGUUGUGUGUGAAUUUAUCGCGAACAUCUGCUCAGCUUUAUGCUGCCGCUUCUAUGGCCAGGCUGCCUGGUAAUUUUCCUUUCAUCAUUCAACCCUUAAAAUUAUUCCAGUUUUCAUUAUUGUAUAUUACAUGUUUGAAAAGCUGCACAAAAGAUUUUAUAUCGUAGGGAUCUUGGCCACGAUUCUUAUUCCCAUGAAUAAACUUGCAUCAGUUACGCGCCCUUCAAGCAAGAUACUACGCAUUAGGUCAGAAGACGCAUACGAAAAAUCGAUAGAGCUACAGCUGUCACGUGAAGCCUGUAUUGCGCAAUAAUACGCGCCCUUUGCAUAAGCGUCGUUGGUUUUGGAAGGUCGUUGUGACACGUGAUUGAGUAAAUGCGAUAAAAUUAACACGUGAUUAACGUGUCACGUUACUUUUCCUGCCAUGAUCAACCUCAUUAACCUCAGAAUGCUGACCUGUAUCACGCUAUACAUAUAUGUAGCUCGUGUAUGUUUGCAAACAUGAUGCUAUUAUUGCGUGACAUGGGUCAGAGUUAUGACCGUGCCUCCGAAUUGUCUUAAAGUAACGAGCUUCUUUAUCCUCCUUUUAUUUACCUUUCUGUCCUACCGUAUCGAUGGAAUUCGUUUCUAGCAAACAUAUGUUUUGGGAUAACUACGCAGCUUUCAUGACGAAAUACGCCAUGUAACCUGGCCGGGAUUUUGCUUCAUUAACUGACCAUUGCUCUCCCCACCUUGAGAGUGACUUCACAGAACGAACUUCUGGUAUUCGCGCUCAAUGGAAAAAAUAGAUACUUAAUAUUUUCUAGAAAUGUGUGUUUUUCGAAAAUUGAUCAUAUAAGAUCACUUGUUGUAACCUGUCCCUUUGAUUAGCGAUUCAGCAGUAAUUCUGAUAAAGAUAUGCACCGAAUUGUUCAUUACCAUCUAUAGACUUAUGUACGAUAACAACGUCAUCUCACUCAUACUUGCAGAAGAACAAAAAUGAAAUCUUAUCUCGAGUUAUUAAAGAUAGCACAAACAAGAGAAGCACUCAUGUAAAGGUAAAAUACUCGUUUUGCUUGUUGAAUGCAAGCUAACAUUGUAAGAGAUCGAAAAAUGUUUCCAAAGAUUCGAUGUUUGUAUUGUUAAAAUAAUUAACGACAAACGAGGCGUGGCCUAUAAGCUUCUGAAAAAUCACGCGUAGUAAAUGGCAUCGUUAAAGACAACCUCAAACUGUCCUUGACUUCGGAAACUACGUAGUAUUUCUAAGGAGUAGCCCUUUCCCCUGACGUUACGACGAAAACAAAUAGCCAAAUAAUACGAGGUUAGUCGUUCCUUGUUUCUAUCACGCACAUAAUCCAACCAUUCGAAGUGUAAAUAUAUAGGUAUAGAGGAAGGAAAUGUACGUUUGUGUGAGUGAGGUUAUGGUGGGGACCAGGUGGGAGAUUGUGCCAGAAAUCUCGUCGUUGCCUCCCCGAUCAAUACUCGGAUUUUGCUUGUUUUUUCCACAAAAAUCCGUUAAAUAGCGAUAACUGUGUCAUUGAAUGAUAGUUUAUGGUACGAGGAACACGAUGGUAUGAGUAGCUGUUGAAUAAAUGAUGGAAUAAAUAUAGAAAUCAUGAGUCGAAAGAAAAUGCGCAUUAGGUGCCGGUUGCCGGCGUAACUUCUCGAACAUUCAGUACUGCGACGCCGCACGGCUAUAUAAGAGGGCCGGCCGGCUUGGCUCGGCGCAUUCGUAAAUAAACUUUCGUUCAGUUCAGACGCAGCGAACACCCGAAGACCCACCAACCAGUGAACAUACCUCUACUUCUUUUACGUGGUCCACGAGGCUGCUGACAACACGACGAGAAAAUGUAGACGAGACGGAUUCGGUGCGGAGCGCGACAGUUUACCUGAACCCUACGGGGUCGGUGCUUGAACAAUCCGUACGCAACCAUAAUCUGGUCAGAUUAGAGUUCGAAAUUUCCUCACACAUUUUGAACUAUUUGAGAAGAGCACCUCGAGAUACAGGCAUUAGUUUAGAGCAGACUCGUAGUUUGAGGUCGAGAAUAAAUCGUCGGCACCAUCUUGUCUAAACGAAUACUCUACUACAAGGGCACACGGAACGUUGGAAUUGAGAACAAAAAAUAAGUAUACCGAAUCAAAUAGAACGGGGAAAAGAUACAAAAACAAUAGAAAAACAAAACAAAAGAAGGCUAGGAAGAGAA
Messenger RNA from Bombus huntii, 6114 nucleotides. RefSeq names its product aquaporin AQPAe.a-like. Gene Ontology annotation, cellular component: plasma membrane. The transcript is spliced from 10 exons. Gene Ontology annotation, biological process: transmembrane transport. The record is from RefSeq and is a predicted model, not a curated record. Gene Ontology annotation, molecular function: water channel activity. Bases 517 to 1404 code for a protein of 295 amino acids. NCBI's taxonomy places the organism in Eukaryota, Metazoa, Arthropoda, Insecta, Hymenoptera, Apidae.